Messenger RNA from Vanessa atalanta (red admiral), 920 nucleotides. RefSeq lists its product as uncharacterized. Bases 96 to 920 code for a protein of 274 amino acids. The transcript is spliced from 7 exons. The record is from RefSeq and is a predicted model, not a curated record. Lineage: Eukaryota; Metazoa; Arthropoda; Insecta; Lepidoptera; Nymphalidae.
ACGAAGCGACAUCGUGUACGAAGACUUGUUUAAGCUUGUAGCUCAAAACCUAAGCGAGUGCAUUUGUCUAGUGUUUGUAACAGACUCGCACUAAGAUGUGGCGGCUCAGUACAAUUGUUUUUAUUAUUCUUAACAUUUCGCAAUGCUUUGUGAUGAAUUCGCCAAAAAUAUAUAAAAUUGUAGGACCUGAAAUAUUACUAUACGGCAGCAAAGAAGCUGUUACCCUCGACUGUCAAUUUCAUACAAACGAAACAACUGAUCUAACUGUAAAGUGGUAUUUUAAUGACACGUCCCACCUCGUGUACCGAUGGAAACCGCCUAAUAAACCACAAGCUUUUGGGAUGUUUAAGAAACAGUUUGACCUCUCACACGUAGCUUCGAAUAAUCCGUCCUCGCAAUAUCGAGCUCUACACAUCAAAAAUCCGACUCCAUUUAUGUCUGGAAAAUACAUCUGCGCUGUGACCAACCGCUUUUCUGAAGAUAGGAUGACACACUCUAUGACCAUAUAUGAAACUGAAAAAAAAUCCAAUUUAAUACUCGAUCGUCUAAAAAACAACACAAUAGUCAACAUAAUAUAUAAAAUAGAAGGAGUGUACCCGUAUCCGAAAUUGGAACUAUUUGCUGCAAAUAGACUAUUAAAUUCAACGUCAAAAAUUACCAAAAUGGAUGACAGUCUUUAUAAAGGCGUAGCAUCGGCUUUGAUAAAAACAAACACACUUGAUACAACGGUUGAAAUAAUUGGUCGCAUGGAAAUUCCUGAAGCAAACUAUGUUCACAUACAAAGGGAAAUAUUUUACAGAGAUCCAAACCCAUACAAUCAAAACUUUGAGAUUAAUAACGAUCAACGAAGAAUAACACCGGCGUUAAUAUUAAUUUUAUUCUCCUUAUUUAUUUCUUGGGGAGUACUGCGGUAUGAAUAA